GAUUAAAUGGAAAUAAACUGAACCUCUCUCUCUCGCUGUGUCAUUUGAGUGCUUAAAGCAUCAAACUAAUAGACAAAGUUCAGAGAAACAGAGGAGGCUGAGCAGGAGAAAGGAUGAGCACACUCACAGUCCCACAACCCCUCCCGACCCCAGAAGAAGACUGCCACAAACUCUACAAGGCCUUCAAAGGCUGGGGCACGGACGAGAAGGCCAUCAUUGAGAUUCUAGGUCGCAGGUCUGCCGUGCAGCGACGGGAGAUCCGUGAGGUUUAUGCGCGCCUCUUCCCUAAAUCCCUUAUUGAUAGCCUCCACUCCGAACUGUCCGGUGAUUUUAGGAGGGCUGUGAUCCUAUGGGUACAAGAUCCUGCUGAAAGGGAUGCAACUUUGGCUCAUGAGGCUCUUAAAAAGAAGGGGUAUCGACAUGCGUCUAUCAUUGUUGAGAUUGCGUGUGCCUCCUCUCCAGACCAUCUGAUUGCUGUACGACAAGCCUACUGCUUCCUCUACUACUCUUCACUUGAAGAAGACAUAAUUAAUUAUUAUUCUCGACACCCUUUCCUGACUCAGUUACUGGUCCGUCUUGUGAGCUCCUAUAGGUAUGAUGGUAUGUAUGUGAAUGAGAACUUGGUUGAUACUGAUGCAGCUGAGCUCUAUAAUGCUAUCAAACUGUGGCAACAAGAGCCCCCCACAGGUCUUGUGAACAUUCUUUCCACAAGAAGCUUUCACCAUCUGAAAGAAAGUUUCCACUGUUACCAAAAAACAAAUGGGAAAUCCUUCUACGAGGAUGUUGAGAGCAACAAGAGCUAUGACAAUGAGCUCAAAUCCAUACUGAUUACUGUUGUUUGCUGCAUAGAGUCUCCAGAAAAGCACUUUGCAGAGGUUGUUAGGACCUCAGUGGUCAGCUUGGGAACAGAUGAGGACUCGUUAACAAGAGCUAUCGUAACUCGUGCUGAGAUUGAUAUGAAGAACAUCAAAGAGGAAUAUAUGAUCAGAUACAAAACCACUGUUAAUGCUGAUAUUAUUGGCGACACAUCCGGAGAUUACAAGAAUUUCUUGCUCACCCUGGUUGGAAGUGCUGAACCUUGACAACCAUGAGCCCCUUGUAUAGUUGGAAGAUCAUUGUAAGUUUAAGAAAUAACAUUGGUCGAAUUAAAUUGCAUUAGAGUAUUGUUGAUAUAUUGUAAGGAUUGUUUGAUAAACAAGCUCUGCUUGGAUGCUGCUGGAUUCUUUUGAAUUCCAUCUGUUUUACAAAUUGUUUCAGUUAUUUCAA
Messenger RNA from Dioscorea cayenensis subsp. rotundata (Guinea yam), 1266 nucleotides. RefSeq names its product annexin D3. Bases 114 to 1082 code for a protein of 322 amino acids. The record is from RefSeq and is a predicted model, not a curated record. The transcript is spliced from 6 exons. Gene Ontology annotation, cellular component: cytoplasm. Gene Ontology annotation, molecular function: calcium ion binding; calcium-dependent phospholipid binding. NCBI's taxonomy places the organism in Eukaryota, Viridiplantae, Streptophyta, Magnoliopsida, Dioscoreales, Dioscoreaceae.